Molecule: messenger RNA, 1305 nt
Organism: Salarias fasciatus (jewelled blenny)
Lineage: Eukaryota; Metazoa; Chordata; Actinopteri; Blenniiformes; Blenniidae
Gene: ifngr2
Product: interferon gamma receptor 2
Exons: 8
Coding region: 205-1077 (290 amino acids)
Biological process (GO): cytokine-mediated signaling pathway
Cellular component (GO): plasma membrane
Molecular function (GO): protein binding; cytokine receptor activity
Source: RefSeq, a predicted model, not a curated record
GUUUCGCUCGCGAGCGAGCGCGCACGUACAGGGGGCGCUCAGUAUUCCUCACCGCGGCGGAGGUGCAGCAAGAAGAGGAAGAGUUAUGAUGCUAUGAUAGCGGUGGUUGUGUUGGUGUGUUACAAGGGUCCGCGCUGAAUUUACCGUUUAUCUAACGUCAUGGCUCGUCCGGACCAGUGUGUGUAGUGUGCCGGCCGGGGCACCAUGCUGUGGCUUCUCCUGCUCCUUCACAUCCCCACAGUGCUGUCUGAAGCCCCGCCCUCAGCACCACAGGAUGUCCAUGUCGAUCAGUGGCAGCUGACCUGGAGUCCUGCUCCGGGAGAGACGGACGUUAAAUUCAGCGUUCUCUACCACAGCUUUGAAGGACCUGCUGAUGAAGGUGAUUGGAAAGUUGUGCCAGCUUGCAAUCAGACACCUUUACACUUCUGUAACGUCUCCUUCACCAAAGCUCGGGCUGAGCACGACUGUGUCAGGCUGUAUGUACAAGCCCAGAGACAUGGGCUGACCUCUGAACCAGGCCACGCCUGCAGCGUUCACGGCGACUCCUGCACGCCGACGGUGCGCCUGACUGCCCGGCCUGGCUCCCUGACGGUGCAUCUGACCCAGGACCACAGCCUGUUUCAUGAGCAUGCUGCGCAUGCAACCCACAGGAUUUACUAUGGCAAGGAGGGGGAGCCGCUACUGAACCACAUAAACUCCGAUUCAUCAUGGACUAUGGACAACCUGGAGGCGGGCCAGCGGUACUGUGCUAAGGUGGAGUACGUCAUCUUCAACAAGUCUGUGGGACUGUCCAGCUGUGUCCAGUGUGAGCAGAUCCCUGAGCACGACUCCACGCAUUCCGUGACGGUAGCCACCGCGGUGGUGGUGGCGGUGUUGUUGUUGGUGAUCAUCCCUGUGACUGCGUACGUCCUCAUCUUCCAGCGUGAGCGGAUCAAACAAUUGCUGCGGCCUCCGUGUGAGAUCCCACCGGACCUCCUGGCGAUGUGGCCAGAGCUCGACUCCCCCGUCUGCGACCCUCCCCCUGUUGAGCCCUGCGAAGUGGCCACACUCAUGCCUGCUGAAGGCCCACAGCAGUGACGGUCCGAGUCUUCACCGACUGGAAUCACUGUUGUCAUGAUGACUGUUUAACGUGCCGCAUUAACUAAAGUGUUUCCAGUUUUCACAUGAUUCUAAGGAAAGUUUCCUCUGAAAAACAUUUAAAGAGAUGUAUAUUUUUUCAAAAAAAAAAAAAAAUCAAAAUUUUUAUGAGGGAAGAAUGUGAAAUGUACUGCAGAUUUUAACCUCUCCACCAACCACUACUAAUCA